This is a messenger RNA of Pezoporus occidentalis (night parrot), 1382 nucleotides long. RefSeq names its product glutathione S-transferase-like. NCBI's taxonomy places the organism in Eukaryota, Metazoa, Chordata, Aves, Psittaciformes, Psittacidae. Gene Ontology annotation, biological process: glutathione metabolic process. Gene Ontology annotation, molecular function: glutathione transferase activity. The coding region runs from base 637 to 1302 and encodes 221 amino acids. The record is from RefSeq and is a predicted model, not a curated record. The transcript is spliced from 7 exons.
CUACAGUUGUCUCUGGUGUGCAUUUUCACCUAGUCGGAUCCAUGGAAACAUUUUUGAGAAGAACAGGAAAAAACACUUCUGUGUCCAGGAAUGAAAUACAGAAGAAAAAUAUCCUGAAGGAAUAUCCCGCUUCACUAAGGGAGGAACCUUAUGUAGGAUUCAAACUGAAUUAGUUGAUGUGAUUUAUGUAAAAUGGCAAUCUAUUAUACGUAAAAAAAACCCAAACCAUAAAAUAUUAAAAUAAAUUGUUUAUUGCUAUCACAGUAUUUUUUUUAGUCAUGGGAGCUUUUCAGCUGUUCUGGUUAUUUUAAGUAGCAGGUUGCCAAACAAUGAAAAUAGGAAGCAACAGUUUUCUGCUGGCACAGAAGUUCCAAAUAACCAUGGGUCUCAUGAAUUUCACAUUUGUACACUGUCAUCAUGAGUCAGGAUUUUCUAUAGGUGAGAAGUGACUAAACAGACAUAAUUGGUUUUAUUUGUUUAAGAAAUAUGAGUCUCCCAAAGAGAACUGUUUGCAAUUCCCUUUGUAGGAGGGGCUACAGAACUAUAUAAUCUCAAAACAAAGCUGCUGAGAGCUUAGAGCGAGUUAUACUGUGUACAAGCUUACUUUAUUCCAGAUAGUAGGAAAUCAGUGGAAGCAUGUCUGGGAAGCCCAAGCUGCACUACUUCAACGGACGAGGCCGAAUGGAAUCAAUACGAUGGCUACUAGCAGCAGCUGGGGUUGAGUUUGAAGAAUGUUUUCUGGAAACAAAGGAUGAUCUGACAAAGUUACAGAAGGAUGGAUUCCUGCUGUUUCAGCAAGUGCCAAUGGUGGAGAUUGAUGGAAUGAAGAUGGUGCAGUCAAGAGCCAUUGGCAAUUACAUAGCAGCAAAGUACAACCUCUAUGGAAAGGACCUGAAGGAGAGAGCCCUAAUUGAUAUGUAUGUGGAAGCAAUAAUAGAUUUGAAUGAGUUACUGAUGACGCAUAGUUUCCAACCAGAGGAUAAAAAGCAGCAACAUUUUGCUAAUCUUGUGGACAAGGCCACAAACAGAUACUUCCCAGUCUUCGAGAAGGUUUUGAAAGACCAUGGGCAGGACUUUCUUGUGGGCAAUCAGCUUAGCAGGGCAGAUGUGCAGUUACUUGAAAGCCUUUUAAUGGCAGAAGAAUGCAAGCCUGAUAUCCUUGCCAAGUUUCCUCUCUUGCAGAGUUUUAAAUCAAGAAUAAGCAACAUCCCCACAAUAAAGAAAUUCCUGCAGCCUGGCAGCCAGAGGAAACCACCACUACAAGAGAAAGAUUUACCAAGAGUGAUGAAAAUUUUCCACUGAGCAGCAAACUUAACCCACAGAAACUCUUAUUUCGUAGUCUUUGUGUUUGCUGAUGAAAUUAAUGGUGAAAAUAAUGAAAA